AUGGUCGAGAACCUCAGGAAGACCGGCCAAGCAAACAUCAGCGCCGGAGCCGUCCAAGCACGCAUCUUCAAUCUCGACAAAUACUGGGAGAAAUUCGAGAGUCAACACGAAGUUCUUCUCAACAAAUUCAAUGAUGAGUUAAAGAAGCACGAUUAUACAACGUUCUCAUCCAUGGUGGAAGAAGAGUACAAGUCUCAACGCGGCACGCUCAUCGACUUUGCUACAAGGCUAACAGGAGAACCAAGGAAUUCUUCUGCAAACACCCAACCACAGCAGAGCAACAGCCGAGAUACAUCGAUCAGCGAAGUCGAGAAACUCCACUACCUCAAGGCGAGCCUGAAGGGGGAGGCCAACUUAUUGGUAAAAACUCUCAGCAUCACUGCAGAAAACUACAAACAAGCCUGGAACACGUUGAGCGGCCUGUACGAAAACAAAAGGGCAUUGAUCAGAUCAUGCCUCACCAAAUUCACAUCCAUCCCAAAGGCAAAGGCGGAAUCAGCAAGCGAAAUACAAAGGAUCUUCCAUGGCAUGAUCUCAACCAGCAGCUCACUUGACGCCAUUGAAAGACCCAUCGGGCAGCACGAGGACUUGUAUGUCUUCCUGGUGGUCGAACUAUUCGACAACAAAACACGUCGAGAUUGGGAGAGCUCUAUCGCCGAGACAACGGAGCCUCCUACCUACAAACACCUCAGGAACUUCUUCGAACGCCGAAUCCAGACGCUUGAGGCAAUCCAGCAACCAAAGGGAGAACAGAAACCUCCCAAGCCAUCACCACAAUGGAAAAAUGCACAUCACGCCAAGAACAACACGGGAAGAAGAAAGCAAGCACACUACAUCAUGUUCUGCCCAACCUACAAGGGCAAACCAGCCAGGGAACGGUUGGACACAAUUUUGCAACACAACCGCUGCACCAACUGCCUGGGCAAGCACAAUCAUCACGAAUGUCCAUCCAAGAAGACGUGCCGAACUUACUCGGAGGGACAUCACACCACGCUGCACGAUGCCUUGGCCGCUCCGAAGCCAGCAACCUCAGCCAAUUGCCUCAUUGCCAAGCAGCGCCCAGCGACAACAGUAUCCGUUCUGCUAGCCACAGCCCGUAUCCGGGUAGCAGAUCGCUUCGGCAACCUACACCACACACGAGCGCUCAUCGAUCAAGGUUCCGACACAAAUAUGAUCACCGAGAGGCUAGCACAACGCCUCCACAUCACUCGAGCAAAAACAUCAAUCGCCAUUUUCGGAGUAGGUGGAGUCCAAACCGCAACAGCAAAGGGGAAAGUCGAGCUGAAGGUUACUGCUCGUCACAAGGACACCACCAUCGGAACGACAGCACUGAUCCUCCCCAAACUGACACUCUACGGCAACAACGUAGAAGAAUCUAGGCGGGAGUGGAGUCACAUCAAAGGGCUCGAUCUAGCAGAUCCAGACUUCGAAGCCUCCGAUCCCAUCGACGUCCUCCUCAGGGCCGACAUCUACGCUCAAAUCAUGGACACCAGUCCCCGGAAGGGAGUGAGCCACCACUGUUCAACGAGGGACUCACUAUCAUCCAUAGUUCGACAGUUCUGGGAACAGGAGGAACUACCCAACGCUCCUUCUUCCUUGACAUCCAACGAGCGAAUUUGUGAGGAUACAUACGCCACCAGACACUCACGAACACCCGAAGGUCGCUACAUCGUGCGACUAUCAACGUCAUCAAGAACAAUGGACUUGUCGGACACCCGGAGAGCCGCCGUAAGAAGUUUCAAUUACACCUUCAAGCGCUUUAGACACAACAAGGGGCUUGAACAACAGUAUCAGGAGUUCAUGUCUACCUACGAAGCCAUGAAACACAUGGAAGUGGUCGGACGACCCAAGCCAACUAGCAACGUCUGCUACCUUCCUCAUCACGGACUAUGGCGAGAGUCCAGCACCACUACACCACUUCGGGAGGAGAAUUUGCUGCCAGCUCUAUCUGACCUCUUGCUCAGAUGGAGAACCCAUCGCUUCGUCAUCGCUGCUGACAUCGAGAAGAUGUACAGGCAGAUUCUCGUACAUCCAGACGACAGAGACCUCCAAAGAAUACUGUGGAAAACCGAGCAAGAUCAAGACCCACGCGAAUACCGAUUCAACACCGUGACGUACUGUCUCGCUUCUGCUCCCUUUCUAGCCAUCAGAACCAUCCAACAACUGGCUCAUGAUGAGCAGGCAAAUUUCCCACUUGGAGCAUCUACUCUUCAACGAGACAUCUACGUUGAUGACAUCCUCACUGGGGCAGAUAAUCAAACGCAACUCCUCAGUCUUCUAAAGGAACUUUGGGAGAUAUGCAUGGCGGGCGGAUUCCCACUCAAGAAAUGGAUGUCAAACAACUCCACUCUGCUCACACACAUUCCAGAGUCAGAUCGUUUGGUGAAGGGCAACAUGUCUUGGGCUCCAACAGAGGAAACUGACUCCACUCUAGGGCUUCAAUGGAGCCAGCAAUCGGACACCUUCCCAGUCACCGCUGCUCAACUCUUCGAUCCGUUAGGAUGGCUCACACCCGUAACAACUCAAGCAAAAAUCACCAUCCAGUCAACAUGGUUAAUCAACGCCAAGUGGGACGAUCCUCUUCCUCAACACAUCUCGCAAGACUGGAGGGAGUUUCACACUCAAGGGACAACAUUCGCCAACAUUCGCAUCCCCCGCUGGCUAAUUAGGACCAACAGAAUCGAACUCCGUGGGUUCUCAGACGCCUCCGAACAAGCCUACGCAGACGUACUUUACUUAAGAGCUCUCCAGGAAAACGGCCGUAGCGAAACAUCAUUAAUAGCCGCAAAGAGUAAAGUCGCACCACUAAAACAGGUGUCACUCCCUCGAGUGAAACUUUGUACGGCACAUCUACUCACUAAGUUGGCUCACCACACCCUCAAGCUGACCAACUGCAAUAAUAUCACAACAUACUUGUGGAUAGACUCCACUGUCACGCUGGGCUGGAUCCAGGCGCCUCCACGGAGAUGGACGACAUACGUCGCAAACAGAGUCGCUGAGAUCCAAACGCUGCUGCCAGAAGCCCAAUGGAACCACAUCCCAGGUCAGCACAACCCCACGGAUUGCGCCUCACGAGGGCUCUCACCACGGGACCUGCUCACACACCAACUUUGGUGGAAGGGACCAGAGUUUCUCUCCAAUGACGAGAAACCUCCGUGUAGUAAUCUCCAGACAGAUCUUGACAACCUUCCAGAAGGGAGGUCAACAGCCCAUGCAGCAACAGCCAGAGAACCACCAACUGAACCCGAGAUGCUCAGUCUGUUUUCCAGCUACAGCAAGCUGCUCAGGAUCACUGCUUGGUGUAGACGUUGGCUUCUCCAAAACCUAUCUAACCAAAACAAUCACGGAAAUCUCGUGUCCCCAGCCGAGAUCAUCCAAGCCGAGAUCACGUGGUUAAAACUCGUGCAACAACACCAUUGGAAGGAAGAGCUCAGACACCUUGCACCCGGCGGCAUCAAAAAGGGAAGUUCAAUAAUAUCCCUAACUCCCUACCUAGAUGACAAGGGCAUUUUACGAAACAUCACGCCAGCGGUAUUGGAUCCCCCGAGGACGAAACCUCAUCAAAUCACGCAUACGCCAAUGAGUCACAUGUACGCGAUGGCGGGCGAAACCACCGCAACAACUCAUGGGAAAUUUACCGCGGUCACGAGUAACUCCAGCAAGACCGUUCCAAUUCACUGGAGUAGACUACGCAGGAUCGCCUUAAAAACUUCACCAGGACGAGGACACAAGACCACCAAGGCCUUCUUCGUCAUCUUCGUGUGCAUAGUGACCAAAGCAGCGCACUUAGACAUCGCUUCCGACUACUCCACGCAAGCCUUCAUAGCAGCCUUGAAGCGAUUCAUAUCAAGAAGAGGACUCUGCACCAAGCUCUACAGCGAUCGGGGUACAAACUUUGUAGGCGCAAACACCGAGCUGCAAAAGCUGAUCAAAGCUGCAACAAGCGAACACAACUCCUUCACAAAGGGGGUCGCUCAACUGGGCAUCACUUAG
This is a messenger RNA of Neodiprion fabricii, 3993 nucleotides long. RefSeq lists its product as uncharacterized. Gene Ontology annotation, biological process: proteolysis. Gene Ontology annotation, molecular function: nucleic acid binding; aspartic-type endopeptidase activity. NCBI's taxonomy places the organism in Eukaryota, Metazoa, Arthropoda, Insecta, Hymenoptera, Diprionidae. The transcript has 7 exons. The record is from RefSeq and is a predicted model, not a curated record. The coding region runs from base 1 to 3993 and encodes 1330 amino acids.